This is a messenger RNA of Saccoglossus kowalevskii, 1617 nucleotides long. Its product is annotated as stimulated by retinoic acid gene 6 protein-like. Lineage: Eukaryota; Metazoa; Hemichordata; Enteropneusta; Harrimaniidae. The record is from RefSeq and is a predicted model, not a curated record.
AUGUCGUACUGUGAGCGGGAAUACUGUGUGAACGUUACAGACAUAUUACUGAGUCGUCUGCCAGAAGACCAUAGCUCGUGGCCGGGGGACGAACUACUACAGUAUAUGCAUGAUACAUACAAUGUCACUGACGAGUUUGUGGAAUACCUGAAAGUGUGCUACGAUUAUAUCGACAGAGAAGAAUUCAGUGAAGAGUUUCUUGACUGGUUAAACCAAUGGCUGUUUGGGGAGUAUGGAUGCGACAAUCCACGCUAUACGUUUUCAAGCUGGCUGGGAUUUAGUUUGAUGCCUGCUAUUGACUGGAAAGGCAAACAUAGGCCUGCCAAACUCAAAAAACGACACCAUGAUUAUCUAUAUGUCAAGAAUUUACUCCGCCCUCCACCAGAAAAACCUAAGAAAGAGACGAUUCGCAUGAAGAUUAGAAAUAUAUUAUAUAAGAAUGUGCCUGGUUUUAAAUAUUCGAGGAAAUUGAUAAGCACACUAGUGGUCUGUGCAAUUGUACUGUUUCAGGUGAGUUUCAUCCAGUAUGCGGCAGUUGGUACUUCCCUUGAGUAUGGAUGUUACGAGUUCUUUUCCGAAGGGGGCGAAGGAGAAGAGUUUUUUGCUUCUAUAAAUAAGUCAGAUCUGUACGAAGAUGCCAGGGAGAUAACGUGUACCAUUUACCAUACAUUUAUGUGGUCAGCGUAUGUCACAGUAGUCAUCUAUUACGCAUAUUUGAUACAUAUGGUUCCAGUUUACAGGAGAUAUAUGUUGCAAAUGUAUCGAGGAGAUAAGUCUUUUUGGCCCCCUAACUUACAGUCCAAUGUGAACCUUCUGGUUUCCAGUCUUAAGUAUUCCGGAUAUCAAAUAGCUUAUGUGCUCUGGGGGUACAUCAUCACACAGCUGAUACUAUGGGUCAUAUUAUUCGCUGUAGUUUACAUGAUAAUCCUAGCUAUUCAGGAUGACAGGAGCUCUUUACUUCUCACCCUGGUAGCAGAAUACUGGUUUUCCGCCGUGUUUGCUGUGUUUCUUUACAUCUAUCAGAUUCUUGUCACAAAAUAUAUUUUUCUUCUUGAAUACGGCAAUGUUCUCGGUUUGAAUAACAGGAGACUGUUUCACAUUGUCAACUACCUCCUUUUUUUCUUCAAUGUUAUACUUGGGCUGUUUUCGUGUUUAUUCCGUAUUCUUAAAUCUAUGAUUUUUGGCGUACUGUUUUUGGGACGAACCGAUAGAUGUUUACUAAUGAAAGGGUUUGAAACUUUUGACACAGGUUUUACGGCUUACAUGGGUUUUCUGAAGGUCGAAGAAACUCACAUGCAUCCGGUGCUAGUGACAUUUUGCGAUAUACUAUUGACGCAAACUCCGGUACUGACGUCCAACCUGCCAGUGAAUCGGGAUGACAGUAACAAUGACGACAAACGUGUAUCGAAACUUUUUUCGAGUCGCCGCAACAAGAAUACGAUGGUGACAGAAGCUGAUCUGGAAAUUGAAAGUUUGGUACAGGCCUAUCGCAGUUGCAAAGUCGCUCGAAACCGUUGGUUCGUCGCGUACACUUUGGUUAGAAACCCUUCUGUGGUAUCGCAUCGAUCUCCCGUUCCAUUACUGCAAAAAAUGAUGGCUCGUAGUGACGAUAAGUGA